AUGUCUCGCUUCACGUCGCUGCGCAGAGCCGAGUUGGCUUCCGCUUCUCUAAUUCCCAGGCAGGAUGACGGCAACCCCCUUGGAAGAUUGCGGACUUUGCUGGUUGGCGAUGGUCGACGUUGGCUCUGCCGCUGCAACCGCAGCUACUGCCAAUGCUCCGUGCCUAGCAUCCGCGCAAAGGCGCUGGAGAUCGAGAUGCCCACGAAUGAGUGGCUGCCGUCGGCCCAGAUCCCUGGCUGGAGCCCGGAGGUUGUGCUGCAGCAUGCAAAUAGUACGUUUGCUGUAGGAAUCUCCCUUCCCGCCCCAAUCCUCCCGCGGCGACAGCUAUUCCGGAAGCAGAUUUCCGUACAUAUCGACGCCUCGGCAAAUCCUACACUGCGACCUCCAAAUCGCCCGCAUAUGCGCUGCCAUGCCAUGCAAUGCGUUGUCGUCCGCAUAUCGUCCACGCGAGCAUGCGGGCCCCUUGCUGGGCAAAACCAAUGGGCAAGGCGGGAUGCCGGUGCUAAAGCGGGUUUUUCCCCAGUAUCCCGCCCAUCUAGCGGGAUGGGAAUUAAAACGGGCUAG
Molecule: messenger RNA, 564 nt
Organism: Trichoderma asperellum CBS 433.97
Lineage: Eukaryota; Fungi; Ascomycota; Sordariomycetes; Hypocreales; Hypocreaceae
Source: RefSeq, a predicted model, not a curated record